AUGUCAAUUUAGAAAUAGUUUCACCUUUAAUUAUCACAAUCCCCAAGAUCUAUCAAUAAAACAUCCUUGAAAUAUGAUCUUGCCUUACUGGGUUAGAGUGAAAGAUUGAUAAAAUAAACAUAAAUCGCUCCACCAAAACGUUAAAGAAGUAUUAUGAAACAGCAAUUAUUUCUUAAAACUUAAAUAUAAAAUUCUUCAUUAAAUAAGUCAAAUGAAGACUUUCUAUUAAAGAAACAUAAUUAGAAUUAAACAUCCAUUCAAGAAUAAUUAAUUAUGAAAGAUUUGUUAAUAUAAGAGUAUGAAAAAAAAUAUAAGGAUCAGGUAUUUAUAUAUUUAAAAAUUUAGAUUAAUAUUUCCUAACAAUUGACUUGUUAAGUUGAAUAAUAAAAGGAGAUAAUUGAUUAAUUGUAAUUACAAAUUAAUCAUCUAAAACUAUACAAUACUGAUUUAAAAAAAUAGAUUGAUAAUAGUACUUUACACUAAUAAUGUAAUGAGAAAUAACAAGAAUAUAAAUAUUAAUUAAAGAGAUUGGAUGAAAUUCUUAGGUAAACUAUGGAUUAAAAUUAUACUAAUUAAUAAAAAAUUAAGGAUUUUGAGUUAAAGUCUUAAAAACUAAAACUUUAAUCAGUAAAAUACUUAAAUAAUAUUUUAGAAUGAAUUAAAAUAUCAUAUUAUUUGUAAGAAUUGCAAUGCUUAAAUAAAAAAAGCCGUUACUUUGAUUCCCUGUGCACAUACAUUUUGCAGUAAAUGUAUUGGCAAUUUUAAGGGAUAGUGUUUUGUGUGUUUAGAUUAAGUUAUUUUUAUAAUUUUUCUUAGAGCAAAGUGACAGCGACCUACUCUAAUGAUUACAUUACAGAUUUGGCUUAAAUAUAUCAAACCUUAGAGUCUUUAAUAAAUGUAAUAUAAUGA
Messenger RNA from Paramecium sonneborni, 909 nucleotides. The record is from the annotation of a GenBank genome assembly. NCBI's taxonomy places the organism in Eukaryota, Ciliophora, Oligohymenophorea, Peniculida, Parameciidae.